AUGACCUGUGUGAUAUUUUUUAUGUGAUUGUGGAGUUAUGCCGCUUUGUAAAGAAACAUCCGACUCCACGUUUAUUCUGCAUCAACUUGAAAUCUGACAGCUUCAUUUGCUGAUACUGAUACUGUACUUUUGUCACAAACAUAAUCAGAUCCACAAAACAGCUAGACGCUCUAUAUAUGGAAAUUGAAAGUCAAUGUCCAAAAAAGCAUAAAAGAAAUUUUUUCUAAAGGAUUAAGAACAAUGUCAGAUUCACACCAUCAUGACCCAGCUAUGAGAAAACUGAGGGAAGUCCUUACAUUGGCGAAAUCCAUAGAUGUUCCAGUGACUGUCAUUUCUGGUUUAGAAAGAGUUGGUGAACUAAUGAAGAAAAGAGAUGAUUAUUGUGAUCAGAAAACAACAGGACCAAGUGAAGCAAUGGCAGCUCUAAUCAAAGACACUCUUGAGCAUCCAUGGAAGCAACUUUAUAAUGAAGAAAAAACCAAAUGGGACAUCAACCCAGUAAUGAUGUCAGGAAAUCUUGAAGGUUAUGUAUUGAAGUUCUUAGUUAAUGCUUCAAAAGCUAAGAAGGUAUUAGAAGUAGGUUUAUUUACUGGAUGUAGUGCUUUAGGCAUGGCGGAAGUCAUGCCAAAUGAUGGAAAGGUUGUUACAUGUGAAUUUGAUCCAUAUUUAGCCAAACUUGCAAGGACUUAUAUGGAUCGAUCGCAUCAUGGUAAAAAGGUAGAAAUUCUUAUAGGCUCAGCAUUAGACACUAUCAAAGAUCUUGCAAAAAGUGGAGAGCAGUUUGAUUUCAUUUUCAUAGAUGCUGAUAGACCUGGAAAAUCUGAAUACUUUCAUAUAGCCCUGAACAACUUAUUGGCACCUGGAGGUACUAUCGCCCUAGAUAAUGCCUUAUCCAGUGGAAGAUCGUAUAUGACAGAUACACCCCACGACGAUAGAAUAAAGGAUGUGAAUGAGAUAAUAGCGACAAGAGAGGAUAUCUACCAUGUCCUGCUUCCUGUAAGAGAUGGGAUCAUGCUUGUAAGAAGAAGAUGUGACAUGAAUUAUAGAUAAUACAUUAUCAUGUUUAAUAUGCUGUUUGUAGAUAUAAAAAGUUUUUCAAAUUGCUCUUGCAAA
Molecule: messenger RNA, 1113 nt
Organism: Mytilus californianus (California mussel)
Lineage: Eukaryota; Metazoa; Mollusca; Bivalvia; Mytilida; Mytilidae
Product: O-methyltransferase MdmC-like
Exons: 7
Coding region: 241-1050 (269 amino acids)
Molecular function (GO): S-adenosylmethionine-dependent methyltransferase activity; O-methyltransferase activity
Source: RefSeq, a predicted model, not a curated record